Magnusiomyces paraingens is the source of this 930-nucleotide messenger RNA. RefSeq lists its product as uncharacterized. The coding region runs from base 1 to 930 and encodes 309 amino acids. NCBI's taxonomy places the organism in Eukaryota, Fungi, Ascomycota, Dipodascomycetes, Dipodascales, Dipodascaceae. The record is from RefSeq and is a predicted model, not a curated record. Gene Ontology annotation, molecular function: oxidoreductase activity. Gene Ontology annotation, cellular component: endoplasmic reticulum. The transcript is spliced from 2 exons.
AUGGCCGAAACUAAACUCUCUCCAGAAGAGCUCCUCAGCACUCCCCUCCAUGGUCUCUACAUUCCCGUCGGUCUUGUCAUUGUCGGCGUCGCCAUUGUUGAUUGGCACUAUAUCCCAUAUGCCGUCGUAGUUGCCUUACUUAUGGGAGCUUUCAAAGUCUGGCGUGGACGCCCCAAGAAAAUCAUCGAUCCGGAAAAAUACACUGAGUUCCCUCUGGUUGAAAAGAUCCCCGUUUCUGCAAACACAAACAUUUACAAGUUUGCUCUCCCAAGAAGCACCGACCGUCUUGGACUCCCUAUUGGACAACACAUUACAAUCUCUGCUUCCAUCGAUGGCAAGGAAGUCACCCGUUCUUACACACCAAUCUCUACCGAUGACACCGAGGGCUCUUUUGAACUCCUUGUUAAGACUUAUCCCAAGGGCAACAUUUCCAAGUACCUUGACAACCUUAGUCUCUACGAAGGCAUCAAGGUCCGCGGUCCCAAGGGAAAGAUGCAAUACAAGCCAAACAUGGUUAAGAAUAUUGGUAUGAUUGCUGGUGGCACUGGCAUUGCUCCCAUGCUCCAGGUCAUUAGCGCCAUUGUUCGUGAACCCACAGACACUACCAACGUUAGUCUUAUCUUUGCAAACGUCACUGAGGAAGACAUUCUUCUCAGAGAGGAUAUCGACCAGCUUGCUGAGAAAUACCCCAACUUUAAGGUCCACUAUGUCCUGAACGAGGCUCCUGCCAGCGGUAACUGGGAUGGCUCUCUUGGUUUUGUUACUGAAGACAUUAUCAAGACCCAUCUUCCUGCUCCUGAUGCUGAUACCAAGAUCUUCAUCUGUGGUCCUCCCCCCAUGGUUUCUGCCAUGAAGAAGGCCACUCUUAAUCUUGGUUACCAGAAGGCCAGCCCUGUUUCCAAGCCCGAGGAUCAAGUUUUUGUCUUUUAA